CCUGGUGCGCCGGUGAAUUCGGCCCGGGUGGAAACUGAUUAGACUUCGUAGUCAAAUUUCCAUCGCAUAAGAGGGUAUCGGGACAUGAGCCCGGAGCAGACAGCUGGCAGACGGACGGACCGCAUCUGCACCGCCGAUGCCUGUGUGGAGCUGCAGAUGCGCUGUCUGGGUCCUCCGUCUGGAGUGAAGCCUCUCCGUACUAAACCCAGAGGAACCAUGGUCAAACCAGAUAGGUGUGCCUGUGGUGCUCAGGGCUGAGGAGCAAAGCAGCUGAGGGUGGGAGAUGGGCUGCACCUCUGCCAAGCAGGUGUCUGCCGUGCCCAGCGGGGAGGAGCGCCAGAGCAAAGCCCACAGCAACGGGGACCUCCACUCCGAUGAGUACAAGAUGAAAGGAGUGCAGAAAGUCAAGUACAUCAGCGGAGACGAAGGAGGAGUGGACGGCCAGGACAGCACAGAGAAAAGUGCUCUCCUGGGGAAAGGUCAACACAUGGAGGAGUCAGGGUCCAAUGGGAACGGAAAGAUUCUGAGCAUCCACUCUUCAGAGAGUCAGCAAGAGUUCUUCAAGAUGCUGGACGAAAAAAUUGCAAAGGGCCAGGACUACUGCUCAGAAGAGGAAGAAGAUGUGACAUAGCACUGUGCUCGUGUGUCCAUCGCGCCAAUGUGGAGGAACUGUCAUCGCAGUGCUACGGAUGGACCGUACCAUGUGCUAACUCAGGGGAAAUGUCCCUUGUAUGUCCACGCCUGAGAAAAAUGGAUUACUGACUUGAAUCAAGCACCUUUUUUGCCCUCCUGCUCACAACCUGCUCAUAUAUCAACUAAGAGAGAAAGGACCACCAAAAUCAAAGUAUUUUUAACCUCCUCGAAAAGAAGAACACUACAUUCUACUUCCUUAAUGAAGUCAUUACAGGAUGACAGAGAUCUUGGGAUUUUAAGACACACUUGCUUUCCUUCUCAACCUUGGAAAAGUCCUGUAUGGUCAAUAUAAAUGGCCAUCACUGAGACAUUUGAAACAUUACGACUGUUGCACAUUUACAUUUCCAAUGGCAGAAGCAGCCAGUGCUCUGGUGGACACUUACCGUGAACACGUAUAUCUCCAUCUGCAUCACUUUCAAUAUUCCAUUCUUGAAUGCCUCCCUGAAAAGUCAACCGUUUGGAAACUUCCUGCAUUCCAAGACACAGUAUGAACCUCUUUUCUACAGUACGUUGGCCAGUACAUUGUGUUUGUCUACGGAAGAUUAUUAGUGCCAGGCAAAAAUGAGGAGGAAUCUUUUUUUAUUUUGCAUUUCAAGGCAAAAUGUCAAUAAUAAAGUAAAAGUCCAGUAUAUGCGCUAACGCUAGUGGUUAGAUAUUUUCUCAGUUGGACAAUUAUUCUCAACAUUUGCUACUUUAUUCUUGAAAAGCAAAAACAAAAACAUUUUCUCAUUUACUCCUUAUUUCUGGACGCAACCAUUUUCGUAGCGUCUGUCCAUGUCUGUUUUCUGCUAUGAUGUAGAGAAUCUAUGUUGAAUAAGGCUCAGGGUUGAAGUGUUGUAAUCUUUGUCUCAAGUGGUCAAGUCCUUCCUCUCAUAAAGACACUGUUUGAGCAGACACUCGUGCACUCACACAGCAGGGUCUUCCAUGUCCCCUGCUUCAGUAUCCGUCCCGUGUUAUACCUACAGGGUGGACACUGCUUCAUCACAUACAAGUCUGAUUAUGUAUUUCGCUCACCAGUAAUAUGUUGUGUUUCUAUGUUGAACUUUUGUUUUUUUAGAAAAUAAAAAGUGUUUUCAGUAAGUUA
Molecule: messenger RNA, 1777 nt
Organism: Trematomus bernacchii (emerald rockcod)
Lineage: Eukaryota; Metazoa; Chordata; Actinopteri; Perciformes; Nototheniidae
Exons: 7
Coding region: 284-631 (115 amino acids)
Source: RefSeq, a predicted model, not a curated record